AUGGCAGACCACUCAGCCCAGGGACAGGGGCAGCCCGUCCCCCCAAACCACCUCGGCACGGCCGUCCCCAGCGGCCAGUUCGGCGAGAACAAGGAGGAGGUCCAGCAGCACCACCACCAGCAGCAGGCCGCCGCCUUCGACGAGAAGAAGGGACCCAUGCCAGAGGACGACGAGGAGGAAGAGGACAUGGACCAGCUCAUCGCCGACCUCGAGUCCCAGGACGGCCACAUCGAUGAGAUCGACGACGAGGAAGACGACCAGCCCGGUGGUGAGCGUCCCGUGCCGGAGGAGCUCCUCCAGACCGACACCCGCACCGGUCUCACCGACGCGGAGGUCCUCACCCGCCGCAAGAAGUACGGUCUCAACCAGAUGAAGGAGGAGAAGGAGAACCUCCUUCUCAAGUUCCUCUCCUACUUUGUUGGCCCCAUCCAGUUCGUCAUGGAGGCCGCCGCUAUUCUUGCUGCUGGUUUGAGGGAUUGGGUUGACUUUGGUGUCAUCUGCGCCCUUCUGCUGCUCAACGCCUGUGUUGGUUUCAUCCAGGAGUUCCAGGCCGGUUCUAUCGUCGAUGAAUUGAAGAAGACUCUCGGUACCAUCAUCCCAGCUGACGGCCGUGUCGUCACCGAAGAUGCUUUCCUCCAGGUCGACCAGUCCGCCAUCACCGGUGAGUCUCUCGCCGUGGACAAGCACAAGGGAGACCACUGCUACGCCUCCUCCUCCAUCAAGCGUGGUGAGGCCUUCAUGGUCGUCACCUCCACCGGUGACAACACCUUCGUCGGUCGUGCCGCCGCCCUCGUCAACGCCGCCUCCGCCGGAACCGGUCACUUCACCGAGGUCCUCAACGGUAUCGGUACUGUCUUGCUCAUUCUCGUCAUCUUCACCCUGCUCGUUGCCUGGGUCGCCUCCUUCUACCGCUCCAACGGCAUCGUCACCAUCCUCGAGUUCACCCUGGCCAUCACCAUCAUCGGUGUCCCGGUCGGUCUGCCCGCCGUCGUCACCACCACCAUGGCCGUCGGUGCUGCUUAUCUCGCCAAGAAGAAGGCCAUCGUCCAGAAGCUCUCUGCCAUCGAGUCCCUCGCCGGUGUCGAGAUUCUCUGCUCGGACAAGACCGGUACCCUGACCAAGAACAAGCUCUCUCUCGCUGAGCCAUACUGUGUCUCCGGCGUCGACCCAGAGGACCUCAUGCUCACUGCCUGUCUCGCUGCCUCCCGCAAGAAGAAGGGUAUCGAUGCCAUCGACAAGGCUUUCCUCAAGUCCCUCCGCUACUACCCCCGUGCCAAGUCCGUCCUCACCCAGUACAAGGUCCUCCAGUUCCACCCCUUCGACCCCGUCUCCAAGAAGGUCUCUGCCGUCGUCGAAUCCCCCCAGGGCGAGCGCAUCAUCUGCGUCAAGGGAGCUCCUCUCUUCGUCCUCAAGACCGUCGAGGAAGACCACCCCAUCCCGGAAGACAUCGACGCCGCCUACAAGAACAAGGUCGCCGAAUUCGCUACCCGUGGCUUCCGUUCUCUCGGUGUUGCUCGCAAGCGCGGUGAGGGUUCCUGGGAGAUCCUCGGUAUCAUGCCUUGCUCCGAUCCUCCACGUCACGAUACCGCAAAGACCGUCAACGAAGCCAAGACUCUCGGUCUCUCCAUCAAGAUGUUGACUGGUGACGCCGUCGGUAUUGCCCGUGAAACUUCCCGUCAGCUCGGCCUCGGAACCAACAUCUACAACGCUGAGCGUCUCGGUCUCGGUGGUGGCGGUACCAUGCCCGGAUCUGACAUCUACGAUUUCGUCGAAGCCGCUGACGGCUUCGCCGAGGUCUUCCCCCAGCACAAGUACAACGUCGUCGAGAUUCUCCAACAGCGUGGCUACCUCGUUGCCAUGACUGGUGACGGUGUCAACGACGCUCCGUCCCUCAAGAAGGCCGACACUGGUAUCGCCGUCGAAGGUGCUUCCGAUGCCGCCCGAUCUGCCGCCGAUAUCGUCUUCCUUGCCCCCGGUCUCUCCGCCAUCAUCGACGCCCUCAAGACCUCUCGCCAGAUUUUCCACCGUAUGUACGCCUACGUCGUCUACCGUAUCGCCCUGUCUCUCCACCUCGAGAUCUUCCUUGGCCUCUGGAUCGCCAUCCUCAACACCUCCCUCAACCUCCAGCUUGUCGUCUUCAUCGCCAUUUUCGCCGAUAUCGCUACCCUGGCCAUUGCCUACGACAACGCCCCCUUCUCCAAGACCCCCGUCAAGUGGAACCUGCCCAAGCUCUGGGGUAUGUCCGUCCUCCUCGGUGUCAUCCUCGCCAUCGGUACCUGGAUCACCCUCACCACCCUCCUUGUCGGCGGUCACGAUGGCGGUAUCGUCCAGAACUUCGGUCAGAUCGACCCUGUCCUCUUCUUGGAAAUCUCCCUCACUGAGAACUGGCUCAUCUUCAUCACCCGUGCCAACGGUCCUUUCUGGUCCUCCAUCCCAUCGUGGCAGCUGGCCGGUGCCAUCCUUGUCGUCGAUAUCAUCGCUACUCUCUUCACCAUCUUCGGUUGGUUCGUUGGCGGCCAGACCUCCAUCGUCGCCGUCGUCCGUAUCUGGGUCUUCUCCUUCGGUGUCUUCUGUGUUCUCGGUGGUAUCUACUACCUCCUCCAGGGUUCCACUGGAUUCGACAACAUGAUGCACGGAAAGAGCCCCAAGAAGAGCCAAAAGCAGAGAUCCCUCGAAGAUUUCGUCGUCUCCCUUCAACGUGUCUCCACCCAGCACGAGAAGAGCGCAUAA
Messenger RNA from Microsporum canis CBS 113480, 2730 nucleotides. RefSeq names its product plasma membrane ATPase. Gene Ontology annotation, cellular component: plasma membrane. Lineage: Eukaryota; Fungi; Ascomycota; Eurotiomycetes; Onygenales; Arthrodermataceae. Bases 1 to 2730 code for a protein of 909 amino acids. The record is from RefSeq and is a predicted model, not a curated record. The transcript has 4 exons. Gene Ontology annotation, biological process: proton export across plasma membrane; regulation of intracellular pH. Gene Ontology annotation, molecular function: ATP binding; ATP hydrolysis activity; P-type proton-exporting transporter activity.